Messenger RNA from Phodopus roborovskii (desert hamster), 3618 nucleotides. It is a transcript of the gene Crebl2, whose product is annotated as cAMP responsive element binding protein like 2. The coding region runs from base 288 to 659 and encodes 123 amino acids. NCBI's taxonomy places the organism in Eukaryota, Metazoa, Chordata, Mammalia, Rodentia, Cricetidae. The transcript has 5 exons. Gene Ontology annotation, molecular function: DNA-binding transcription factor activity. The record is from RefSeq and is a predicted model, not a curated record. Gene Ontology annotation, cellular component: nucleus. Gene Ontology annotation, biological process: regulation of DNA-templated transcription.
CAGCCAGCACGUCUGUAAACACGCCGGGGGCCUGUCAUGGGGCGGGUGAAGGAGGCGGUGGCCGAGCGGGGAGGUGCCUGGGGCAGCCUCCAGGGUCCGCUCUGCCAUUCCUGAACUGGUCCGGGUCCCCGUGACCGUGGCUUCAGGGAACUGUUAGGCGGAGGAGGAGGAGGCGGCAGUCAGAGCCAUAUCCCCUUCUUCCCCAGGGCGGGGGCCGGGCCUGGCCGGCUGAGGCGGGGGAGGGCCGGGAGGGCGCCGGGCCGGGCCGGGCCGGCCUGUCUGCGGAGAUGGAUGACAGCAAGGUGGUUGGAGGCAAAGUGAAGAAGCCUGGGAAACGAGGACGGAAGCCAGCCAAAAUUGACUUGAAAGCAAAACUUGAGCGGAGCCGACAGAGUGCAAGAGAGUGCCGGGCCAGGAAAAAGCUGAGAUACCAGUACUUGGAGGAGCUGGUGUCCAGCCGGGAGAGAGCUAUAUGUGCACUCCGAGAGGAACUGGAAAUGUACAAGCAAUGGUGCAUGGCAAUGGACCAAGGGAAAAUCCCUUCUGAAAUAAGGGCCCUACUCACCGGAGAGGAGCAGAACAAGUCUCAACAGAACUCAAGCAGGCAUCCCAAAGCUGGGAAGACAGAUGCUAACACCAAUUUGUUGCUGGGGAAUUGAACCCAUAGCUUCAGAAAUAACUAGGGUGAAGAGCAUAUAAAAUGGAGUCAGUGAUCAAAGCCAAUGGUCUAACGACUAUGGAGGACACAUGGGCAGGACUUUGCUUCUUGUCUCCCCCUACCGCUUACUGCUCAGUAGGCAUCUCUGUAAAUCCGAAGUUUCUACCAAAACGUGUGAUUAUACAUCACGAAGGCCUUUGCUUUAAUUUUCAACACUUAGAUUUGCCAACAUUCAGACCUGCUCUGUAUUGUUCUCCAUGUUGGUCAACAAGUUAUGACGCCUGAAACCACAAGAAGAGAGGAAAGUGGAUGGAAAGCGCAUGUUUGCACCUUAGCCGUAUGGCUUUUUUGGUUAAUUUAUAUUUUUCCUAUGUAAUUCGUGUAUUUGUUUAUGUGUGUGUUUAGUUGUCCCUUCUCUUCAUGUUUUAAUCACUCUGCAAAAAGAAACCAAACAGGAUGUUUGUUUGCUGUGGUUCUCAGCCUUUAUGGACCCAAUGUUACUCCUUUAUAUUUACUUGAGUAAUGUUUGAUUGUCUGUGAGCCAUUCCAGCACAAGCUGUGAGUAUAUAUUAACAGAUACACAUUUCUAUUUUUAUAAUCCAUAGUGAUAUGCCUGUUUUAAAGAAUGUACAUAAGAAACCCAACAAGAACGCCACAGACAGCCUCUUUUGCUGUCUCCUCACACUGUGUUUAUGAAAGUUGGCUAGGGCCCAAUCCGAGCUUGGAGAAUUAGCCAUGUUUUAUUUUUAGGUGAAAAGUACCCUUCAGUAGCAUUCAUUAUCUGAACCUGCAGUGUGUGGGUUCACAUGUGUUUCUGUUGUAUAUCUACAUGUACAUGGAGUAGACAGGAGUGAAUGUUCACACACGUUUACUUGUGUGCUCAACUAAAGCAUGGAAUUUUUUGAAGAACAUAGAAUGAAACUAGCUGCUGAGACUGAGUGUCUGCCUUCCCGCCUGUCAGAGCACAGGCGCACCGCUGGCGAUGCUGAUGGCUGCUGCCCUUGGCAGAGUAUUCAGUGUCUUCCCUGACGCGAGUGUCCUUGUGAAUGUGUUCUGAGCCAGAAAGAACCCACCAUGUGCUUGUGCCUGCUUUAGCCUGUGCCUCCGCUGUGCCGGGGCACCCUGAGCUGUGCCUUACCCUGCAGCUUGGGGCCUGGCAGGCAUACGGAAUGGCAGGUGGCCCUGUAUGGUCUCCAUCCCAGCUGCAUUUACACGAUAGGGAGUGAGAGUUGAGGGGCAGAGCUCAUAGUAGGAUAUGCCAAGAUGAGGAAUUUCUUCUUCACUCUUGCUAGUUCAGUCAGAUAUUGUGUUCUCUGUUGCUGCUAAACUACAAUUGUUCCUCACUCUGAUGAGGCAGGAACUUGGCUUCCAAAAAAGAAGUGUUUGCUACAGACUGGCAAAGGGUGAGGAGGUGUCAUACUCUUCAGGCAUGUCCAACAUUUUGACAUUGUGACUUGAAGCCUGAGAACUGAAUGUUUUAAGUGAGUUUACAGUUUUGUGCUGGGACACAUUCCUAGCUAUUCUGAGGCAUGUACAGCUUGCAAGCCAUGGUUCAGACAUGCCUGGCAGGUUUUCUGUGAUGUGGGACACGAGAUGGGUCUCUUGGCAGGCAUUUAAACAGAUGCCUCCCCUUAGCUCAAGAUCCCUAGAUCUCAAGCUUCAAACUUAGAUCCCAUGUUAGGUGUGUGUGACCACCGACAGACCACUAGCCCAGCUUGCUGGGGCUCUCUGUGUUUAAGAAAAUGGGCAUUUAAGGGUAUUUAAUAUCUUCUUAGGACCAUAAAUGUAGACAAAGGGUAGUUGAUAUUCAGACCCUUCAGAAUUUAAGUGUUUUCAAAUAUAGUGUUGAGACUGUCCUGGGUGUGUUUCUGCCAGCUGGUCUACUCAGUCAUACACUAUUACUCUGCAGAACAGCCCAUGACUUUAUGUUGCUUUGUUCAGUACCUUAGAACUCUCUAGGAAAGUUGAUUUCAAAGCAAACAUUCCAGGAUGAAUGUGGCCCUCAGUGGAAUGUCUGCACUGUGCUAAUGACUCUGCAGGCUCUAAUUGUGAUGCAGGGUCAUCCCCAAGUAGAGCAGUUGGCCUUGGAGUGAAGUUGAAUACACUCGAGUUUAUUCUUGUGCCUGUAUCGCUUUAGUGUUCUAGAGAAAUCAAACCAAGAGAAUGGCCCUUAGUGUUUGAAGGGGACGUGCUGAUUGCUCUGGGAACUGUGCUGGCCCUUCUUCCUCAGAAGCCUGCGAUCUGAUCACUGGUCCUGACUCCCAAGAGCUGGAGCAUCUCCAUCUCCAUCCUGUGGCACUGCAGGCGACUGCGCCUCCUUCCCAGAGGAUAGCAGGCUGAGAGGACAGAUCCCAAGGCCUUCACCCAGGGCAGGAAGAGGCCAUGUGCCUCAGUCAACAGAGCCUGUCUCCUUUUUCUUUUUAUCUCAAAAAUUAAGGAGAAAAUAUAUUUGUGAAUUCACCAAUCCAACUCUAUCAUUUUAGAAUCCACUAUAAUUUUAGAAUCCACUUUCCACAUAUUAAAGUAACUGGUGCAAUAUGGAAUUGAUCUGGUCUGGUCAGCUUUUAGGCUGUAGCUGAAGUUCUUAAUUUCUUUUCUGUGACAACCAUAUAGCCACCAUCCCUGCCACUGUUUGCCUUGCAGACAGUGCUCAGCAUCGCCAUCUAGAAUUUACCAUCUUUGAACUGUGAUGGAUUUGCUUUGGCUGGUUAUUAAAAAAAAAAAAAAAAUAUUUAAAUUGGGCUUCACUUUUAGUUAAAAGCAAGUAAAUUUAACAAAAAUAAAUAUAUUUCACAGAAAUCAGCUGCAUGUUAUAAAUUUUAAAAUGCAUAUUUCGUUUUUUUAAAGAUGAGAGAUAAUUAAACCACAUGGUAUUUGGGGGCAAUGAAGGAUGUUUUUUCUCAGAAGAGCAUUGUACAAUUAUAUUUUUAUGAAAAAUAAAGUAUAUUCACCAAAAUCAA